Messenger RNA from Mesorhabditis belari, 1440 nucleotides. The record is from the annotation of a GenBank genome assembly. Lineage: Eukaryota; Metazoa; Nematoda; Chromadorea; Rhabditida; Rhabditidae.
AUGAGUCUUCUAGUCGUGACGCUGUUGGCGAGCGGUUUUUGGGCUACAAGCGCAGGCUCUACACUCAGUCCCGAUAACACGUAUGUGUGCAACACCUGUCACGAUCCACAGUAUUGGGAUGAGACUACAAAUGGCAAACUGCACUUUUACGCUAAGCCAAGCCAGAUCUUUGACAUGAACAAAAAGAACAUCUCGCAAUGCCCGGAUCUCCGCACGCAAACCACUGGCUCGAGACAUCGAUGCCUCCAAGCCUGCACCUAUGCCAUUCGGGCCCCAAGCAAUUACGAUCCGAAGAAUGCUCCCGAUACUCCAAAACACGUGGCCCUUUCUUGUGGUGAUCUGUACAAGGAUUUCAAUGGCCACGAGUUCAAGAGGGAUCCGUGCAGCUUGAAGAAAUAUCCCGAUGGGAAAACGGAGUUGAUGUGCCGAUGCACGCAAACGAAUUGCAAUCGGAAGAUCGCACAGUGGGCACAUCGUUUGACCGAAGAGUGGAAUGCCCGAAACAAGUCUUCUUCUCUGCCAGAUGAUUUCCUCAUUUUUCUCUUCGAUCGACAGGACUCUCUCCACACCGAGGUCACUUCCCAAUCCAAUUCUUUCACUCAUCCUUUUACUCUUUCUACAUCAUCAGCUUCUUCUUCCACUCCCCUUCCAUCCACUUUGAUUACGGAUCUCUCAAUCACUCCAGAUCCGCUUUUUAUGCCCGUAGUAAUGAAUUCGACCGAGACACCGGCUCAAGGAAGACUUAAGAAGAACCAAUAUCUCCUUAUGGGCGUCAUCUUCAGCUUGUUGGCCUUUUGUUUCAUUUUGAUUCUCUGCGUGGCUUUGUAUCGCUACCGUACAGCUUCCGCCAACUACAAGCUGAAAGAGAAAAGGAAGAAGGACAAUAAGAAAGGAAAGAACAACCGCUCGAAUGGCUCCACAUAUGCCCAAUUGCCGUUUAUCGAUGGGGAGAUGCCCAAUCAACACCCCGCACUCAGCAAAGAGGAAAGCGAUAAGCGAUGGAUGGCGAUGAAAGAGACUGUGGUAAAAGUGUCCGAGCAGCGGCUCCUUCAGCGUAGCACGAACGCUGUGGAUCGGUUGAUCGCGAAUCCAGUCCUCCCUUCACCAGCAGUCGGCUUUUGUGCACCAUGGCAAGGAAAGGUUUCACCGGCCGACUCAACUCAUCCAUCAUCACCCCGAAGUCCCAGAGAGAAAGCCGCUCUAUCGGAGCUCGAUCUUAUUGCAGCUGUUGAGGAUGAGGUGAGGAAAGAGCUCGGCGCUGUCGCCAACUCGUACGCGAUUCCGGAGCCCGAUGGGGAAGAAGAAAUCGUGCAACUUUCCGUCACCGAUGAUCGUCUGAAUGAACCCGACGUACACUCGUUCACAGCUUCGCAAAUCACCGAGGAAAACGAUGAUUACUACAAUGAGGGCACCUCCUCACUUCACAAGUACAAUGUGAAU